AUGCCUCCAGAAUGUGGCGAAAAGAUUACUUUGCAAAUCACGAAUCUCUUGUCUGUGACUGUGUUCCUCGGAAUGGUCUCCGAAAUCACUCCACCCACUUCAGAAUCGAUCCCCAUAAUUGCGGUAUUCUUCUCACUUUCAAUGCUGCUGUUGGGCUGCUCUAUAAUAGCGACCUUGGUCAUCAUCAAUGUGCAUUUCCGAUCUCCAAGGACCCAUCAAAUGGGAAAAUGGAUACAGCUCAUAUUUCUGGAGUGGUUACCGUGGUUUCUUCUGAUGUCACGUCCUGGGAAGAAAUUCAGGAGACGAGAGUUGCCGAAGUGUUCGUCCAAUAGUGGAGAUGAGGUGAGUGGGAGCUAG
Molecule: messenger RNA, 357 nt
Organism: Cooperia oncophora
Lineage: Eukaryota; Metazoa; Nematoda; Chromadorea; Rhabditida; Trichostrongylidae
Source: the annotation of a GenBank genome assembly